Messenger RNA from Monascus purpureus, 1095 nucleotides. NCBI's taxonomy places the organism in Eukaryota, Fungi, Ascomycota, Eurotiomycetes, Eurotiales, Aspergillaceae. The record is from the annotation of a GenBank genome assembly.
AUGACUGAACAAUUCGAGCCUCUCAAGAAUGACCUCUUACUCAGAGCCGCAAAAGGUGAGAAGGUAGAGCGUCCUCCAAUAUGGGUCAUGCGGCAAGCUGGCCGCUAUCUCCCUGAAUACCACGAGGCUAAAGGCAAUCGCGAUUUCUUCGCAUGCUGCCGUUCCCCGGAAGUUGCAUCCACCCUUACCAUCCAACCGGUCGAGCGAUAUGCAGGGCUCAUUGAUGCGGCGAUUAUUUUUUCGGACAUUCUUGUUGUCCCCCAAGCAUUGGGAAUGCAGGUUGAGAUGGUCGACAAAAAGGGCCCCCAUUUCCCCGAGCCUCUGCAGUCGCCAGACGACGGACAAUACGAAAAAAUAAUGCAGAAGCAGGUUGAUGUCAAGGCUGAGCUGGAUUAUGUCUACAAUGCCAUUACACUUACCCGGCACAAACUGAAGGGGCGGGUGCCGCUUAUUGGUUUCUGCGGCGCCCCAUGGACACUUCUAUGCUAUAUGGUCGAAGGCGGGGGAACCAAGCUCUUUGUCCAGUCUAAGAAGUGGGUUUACAAGUAUCCCAAGGAGUCGCAGGCCUUGCUUCAGAAGAUUACGGACGUUUGUGUUGAAUACCUUGCUCUCCAGGUUGCUGCGGGUGCACAGCUCGUGCAGGUUUUUGAUUCUUGGGCCGGCGAGCUUUCUCCUGAGGCCUUCAAGUCAUUUUCACUACCAUAUUUGCGCUACAUUUCUUCCAAUUUACCAAAGAGGCUUAAAGAGAUGGGUUUGGAGCCUGUGCCGAUGACUGUCUUCGCGAAGGGAGCAUGGUACGCCCUAGACGACCUCUGCGAGUCUGGCUACAACGUCGUUGGUCUUGAUUGGCAACACGACCCUGCAGAGUCUAUGAAGGUGGCCAGGGGUCGGGUAACCAUUCAAGGGAACGCUGACCCGGGUGUGCUGUAUGGAGGCAGACCCGCUAUAACUGCAGCGGUUGAACAUAUGGUCAAAGGGUUCAAUGGAGGCAAGCAAGGAUGGAUCGCCAACUUGGGUCAUGGCGUAACUCCUUUCGUUGAUCCGGAAGAUCUCAAAUUCUACUUCGAAGAGAUACACCGGCUGACAGCCCAGUGA